AUGGUGAGAAACAAACCGAAGCACCGUGACGAUGGGAAUCGCGCGCAGAAUCCCAGGCACGGUACUGAUUCGCGACGCGCGUAUCCAUCGACAUCGAGCCCUCCAAGACGCUCGCAACGUCUGCAAAGUUUGAGGCCUGACAACGGCGGACGGGACGCUCGUGAUGAUGGCCAUCGCCAUUAUGCGCGCCGAAUUGAUGCGCAGGGCGCAGUCGACUCGUAUCGGCCUCAAGUACCCCAAAGCAACUUUACCUUUCGCUUUGACAAACCUGCCGGCAUCAAGGACCUGCCGCGGGAGCCCUCUCGCUUUGAUCACAGGAGUUCUCAAAGGGACCGUCGCGGCCCUGCUAGGAACUCGGGCCGGCGCUGGCAACCACCUCCCCAUCCCUCGGAGCGGGCUCUCAUAUCCGGCGCAACCCUCAAUCUUCCGGAAGAACGCUUGGACGAUGGAGAAGGCAAGGCAAAGUUUCGAGACCUGGAUGAGUUGUCGGAUGACGACGAGCUUGACAUGGACAUAUCCUCGGCAUCUGACUCUGAAGAGCCAUCCAGAAAGCGCGCGCGCACACAGAAAACCGGGCAAGAUGGAGAAACCCUCCCGAAAUGGUCCAACCCGGAUCCCUACACUGCCCUACCCUGUCCCGAUGAAUCGACGCAAAAGAAACGGGAUGUAGUGAAGCUUAUCCGAAAAGCAAGGUUGGAGGCCAUAGCCAAGCCGACCGCUCCCGCUGAAGCCGAAGACUUUAUAUCGUUUGACCUCACAGACGAUGAGCAGGACGAUAAAGAGUCACAAGAGGACAUUCUACCCCCACCUCCAACUGAACCGCCGCCACCACCACCUCCUCAUGCUCCGCCCUCCAGACCUGCCGCUCCGUCAGUCAGUCGGGGUGUGUUUGGGUACAGCAGGGAGAUUGGCCUUUCUGCGGCUGACCAAACGGGGCCACUCGGAUCUCGAAAACGAACGGCUGAUGACGAGAUAAAACCACCGGAUUAUGGAGAGUUGAAAAAAGCCACGACGAGACCGUCCAAAGGAAGCAUUACAUCUGCCUGGCUACCCAAAGCGAACGAGGAUCCUUGCCCUUGGCAAAUCGAAGACCACUCAUCUACUCAUAACAUGGCUUUCCGCUUGCAUAAAGAAAUUAUGGACUUUUACGAAUACGUUCGACCACGCGACUUUGAGCAACGCAUUCGGGACAACCUCGUCGAAAAUCUGCGGAAAGCCAUGAGGCGGGAAGGUCGUGACUUUGCCUCUGCACAGGUUCAUCCCUUCGGCUCCUUCAUGUCUGGCCUUUACCUCCCAACGGCGGACAUGGACCUCGUGGUCUGCUCAGCGAGCUACAUGCGUGGCGGGCCACCAACAUACCUCAGUGCCAAGAGCUGGCUGUACAAGUUUAAGAAAUUCCUGAUGAUGCAGCACGUCGCCGAGAGCUCCUCGAUUUCAGUCAUUGCCCAUGCUCGGAUACCGCUGGUCAAGUUUGUGGACAAGCUCACCGGGCUCAAGGUGGAUGUAUCUUUCGAGAACCUUGGUGGCGUGACGGCCAUUGAUACGUUCCUGUCCUGGAAAAAGCUUUAUCCAUCCAUGCCCAUCCUCGUUACCGUCAUCAAACACUUUCUGCUGAUGCGUGGCUUGAAUGAACCGGUCAAUGGAGGUAUUGGCGGCUUCUCUGUCAUAUGCUUAGUAAUUAGCAUGCUUCAACUGAUGCCUCAUGUUCAGAGCCGGAGCCUGAUUCCGGAGCACCAUCUGGGUGAAAUGCUACUAGAAUUCUUUGAGCUUUACGGACGGCAGUUUGAAUACGAAACAAACGCUAUUUCGCUCGCUCGACCGACGGGGUAUAUUAGAAAGUCCGAGAUUGCAUCGUUGACGUACAAGAAUAGAGAUCGCUUGUCUAUUAUUGACCCUAAUAACUGCUCCAAUGAUAUCUCUGGAGGGUCAUCCAACACUAGCGCAAUCAUGGCGCGAUUCCAAGAAGCCUACUACGCGUUGCGCGACCGGAUGAAGGAGGUUGCCUUGAACCCGGGGGCCGGCGGCAUUCUCGACCCGAUCUUGAGAGGAGACUACUCGUCUUUUCGACUCCAGAGAGACUAUAUAAGGCAUAUACACGAACAAACCAUUGGCCCCUGCACAGGCUGA
This is a messenger RNA of Ustilaginoidea virens, 2127 nucleotides long. RefSeq lists its product as uncharacterized. Gene Ontology annotation, molecular function: poly(A) RNA polymerase activity; mRNA binding. Gene Ontology annotation, cellular component: nucleolus; TRAMP complex. The transcript is spliced from 3 exons. Lineage: Eukaryota; Fungi; Ascomycota; Sordariomycetes; Hypocreales; Clavicipitaceae. The record is from RefSeq and is a predicted model, not a curated record. Gene Ontology annotation, biological process: RNA 3'-end processing. Bases 1 to 2127 code for a protein of 708 amino acids.